UACCUACAGAGAACACGCCCCUAAUGCGCCCAUAGGCGAGGAUCACCGAGCGAAAUUGCCUGUUUUAGAUGCCCAGACUGUGGCGUACUCCAGGCCAUGGCGGUAUUGGCUCAGCUCGCGCAGUUCGAUACGUGGCAUCUGAGGGAUCUCGGGCUUCCCCAACUCCGUCUGACCGUCUCUGGCCUAGAAAGGUCUCCGGAGGCGCCUCGCGUAUGACACAUACCCCUCCCCAUGCGCUGCAACCGGUGGGCAGAUAUAAUUCGCUAUCGGUAUCCAACUCGCCUCGCUCUGGAGAGAUCGAAUCCCUAGGCAUAUGCCACCUGACGCACGGAUAGCCCUCGAGAUAGCCGGACGAAGCCCAGGUCGACAUCAUGCCCUCCACCGACGCUACCUCGAACCGAACCGCCCAGCCGGGGCCAGAGCCGUCCCCGCAGGUUUCGAAUCUUCGCGAUACCACUACGUACCUGACAGGGCACAAUGACGAGGGAUCGGCAGUUGUCCGCUCGGAACGACAGGCUAAAUGGACAGCACUCGAUGGCGGGAAGAUGGGUUUCAACCAGAUCUAUACCAACACGUUUCUGGCCGACCUCAACGACGAUGCCGAUAUCAAGUUCCACGACGAGAAGGUUGCGAGUGGGAAACUCGGACUGGCCAGCAAGGGCGCGGCUGUGUGUCGCAUGGUCGACUUCGGCCCGCUAUACCAAUGCGUGAUGCACCGAACCAAGUCUCUCGACUUCGGCAUCCUCAUCGAGGGGGAAAUCGAAAUGGUGCUGGACGACGGCAGCGUCACCCGGUUGAAGCGCGGCGACAUAGCCGUCCAGCGAGCGACCAUGCACUCCUGGCGCAACCCGAGCCCGACGGAGUGGGCACGUAUGGUAUUUGUGCUGCAGGACGCGAAGCCCGUAUUCGUCAACGGGGAGAAGCUCGACGAGGACUACGGGGCGGGCACGGAGGGAAUGUUGCCGAGUGGGAAUGAAGAUGAUUGACUGAAUGGCCCUACGACGUGACUAGGAGUACACUAUAGUCUGAAUGCUGCCAGUCUCGUCGAUAGCAUCUACCGUACCCGUUUACCUCGAAAGAACCCCUUCACCUCGGAAGACACCUCGCCUUCUAGCCGGCUGAC
Molecule: messenger RNA, 1123 nt
Organism: Durotheca rogersii
Lineage: Eukaryota; Fungi; Ascomycota; Sordariomycetes; Xylariales; Xylariaceae
Exons: 2
Coding region: 372-986 (204 amino acids)
Source: RefSeq, a predicted model, not a curated record